AUCGAAGCUGACGUUUCUGCCAAGGCACUGAGAGACGGUCUUCUAAUGAAAUCGCGACGACACAGGGCCCGUUCAGUACACGACAGAGUCCUAUAAAUUUUAUAAAAUUUUCUUCGCUCUAAGUUUAUAUUUCGGCAAUAUUCAAUAUUGAAAAGUAGUAUCACCAGCGGGACGUAAUUAUCCUCUAAUCAAAUACAAAAUGUUUAUCUGGGACUGGUUCACUGGCGUUCUAGGAUAUUUAGGUUUGUGGAAAAAAUCGGGGAAGCUUUUGUUUCUGGGUUUAGAUAAUGCAGGAAAGACAACGCUUCUUCACAUGCUCAAAGACGACAGGCUGGCCCAGCAUGUGCCUACCCUACAUCCUACCUCAGAGGAGUUGUCGAUCGGCAACAUGAGGUUCACAACAUUCGAUCUCGGUGGUCACACUCAAGCCCGCCGUGUGUGGAAAGAUUAUUUUCCUGCAGUGGAUGCCAUCGUUUUCCUGGUUGAUGCUUGGGAUCGUGGUCGUUUCCAAGAAAGCAAAAAUGAAUUAGAUUCACUGCUAACAGAUGAAGCUCUAUCGAAUUGCCCCAUCUUAAUUUUAGGCAAUAAAAUUGACAAGCCGGGUGCUGCAAGCGAAGACGAGUUGCGUAAUGUUUUCGGUCUUUACCAGCUGACAACAGGAAAGGCUAAAGUACCUCGUUCAGAGCUUCCUGGGCGUCCAUUAGAGCUUUAUAUGUGUUCCGUGUUGAAACGGCAAGGCUACGGUGAAGGUUUCCGUUGGUUAGCGCAGUAUAUUGAUUAAGAGCCAUAAUUUAAAGAAUUUUAAAGAGACACAAGUGAAACAGAAAAUCCGGAUUCUUCUAUUUAACAAAAGUACAUUGAACUUGUGAAAAUAUCAAACAACACCAACAAAACAUACAUUCAAAUUCCUAAAGACCAACCACGCGGAGUCAAGUUAAAGUUAAAGUGCAUAAGAACAAGCGUUUCGGAUGGGGCUAUAUUUUUCCACAAUGCAUUAUUUCGUUGUACCUAUUACUUUUUUAAUUGCAUAUUACCUUUCAAGUUUGUAAUUUAAUUUUAGCGAGUGAAAGAGAUAGAAACUGGAAAGUGGCAUAUGUGAAUGUUCAGCUUAAAACUAUUAUUUGAGAGAAAUAUUGAUAGAACGGAUCCAAAUAUCAACAAAGUAUUCGCGCUGUAAAUUGUUUUCCCAUUAUUUUUUUACUUAUUUGUUUACUACGGAAACUUGAUUUUGUUUUCUUUCUUUUUGUUUUGUCUUGUUUACACUAAAUCGUACCAACCUAAACUUCUAAGAUUGAAGCUAAUUCUUUUAUAUUCUUUUUGGGAGGAGAGUAACUUUCGUCAUGAUUCAUUAUGGUAAUAUUUUGUUGAAACGUAUGCAACCAAAAGUCAAUCAACCAUCUUAUGUUGUAUUGUCGUCGGGCAGAAAUUGUGUCGUCAUUGCGUCGUGUGAUGUAUUUAAAUUAAACAUAUUAUUUCCUGAAUUGUAAAAAAGAAAAGAAAAAAUCGCAAAGAAAACAAAAAAGAAAGCAAGAUGCAUGAAGAGUUAAGGAAAUAUAAUGAAAAUUAUUUCAUUGAUUUUUUAUUUAAGAACAUACACUCACAUAAAAGAAUGAAAACAUUUAAGGAAAAAAAUUGAAAAAUGAUAUAAAAUAAAUUUGUUUUUCUACCUAA
Messenger RNA from Hermetia illucens (black soldier fly), 1671 nucleotides. It is a transcript of the gene Sar1, whose product is annotated as GTP-binding protein SAR1b. The coding region runs from base 200 to 781 and encodes 193 amino acids. Gene Ontology annotation, molecular function: GTP binding; GTPase activity. Gene Ontology annotation, biological process: membrane organization; endoplasmic reticulum to Golgi vesicle-mediated transport; intracellular protein transport. NCBI's taxonomy places the organism in Eukaryota, Metazoa, Arthropoda, Insecta, Diptera, Stratiomyidae. The record is from RefSeq and is a predicted model, not a curated record. The transcript has 6 exons. Gene Ontology annotation, cellular component: COPII vesicle coat; endoplasmic reticulum exit site.